Molecule: messenger RNA, 780 nt
Organism: Colletotrichum chrysophilum
Lineage: Eukaryota; Fungi; Ascomycota; Sordariomycetes; Glomerellales; Glomerellaceae
Exons: 3
Coding region: 1-780 (259 amino acids)
Biological process (GO): positive regulation of transcription by RNA polymerase I; positive regulation of DNA-templated transcription, elongation
Cellular component (GO): CTDK-1 complex
Source: RefSeq, a predicted model, not a curated record
AUGGCGGACCCUUUCGAGGUUCGGAUGCGCUUUACAUCUCAGCUGCAGCACCUGAACGCAUCCGUCACUUCUGCUCAGAAGGCUGCCCAGUAUGCGCUCAAGUACAAGGACAUGGACGAAGACUUGCAUUCAUGCAUUGUCGAACAGUUGGAACGUGGCAACAAUAUGAAUACCAGAGCCAACAUCAUGUACUUCAUCGAGCAUUUCCUGGAGAUGGCGCAGAAAGACAACCACGUGGACUACGUUCGCAUGAUGCAACGCGACAUUAUUCGGAUCGUCGAUGCAGUCGCUCCGGAUGAUGGAUCCGGUGCUGCCAACGUCAAGGUCGUUCUCCAAGGACUUCAACAAAAGCAAUUUUUGCAAGCUCAGACGGUGACUGAGAUCGAAGAGGUCUUGAAAGAACGAGAGACAAGCGCCCGCGAUGCUGGCUUGUCAUCGCCUGUCAACGGCGACGUCGAUAUGGGCGACGCGCCCCCGAGCCACGCGAUUCCGACUAACGGUAGGGCGCCACGGCUGGAGAAGCGACAGAUCGAGCAGCGCAUUGAGGAGGACCGCGAACGCCACAAAAGACUGCGCGAGAGUAUCUGGGCCAUCCCAUCGCACGACAACGCUGAGACCGACAAGAUCUGGGAGGAGACAAGCGACAUGGGUGACGAUGACCACAUCCUUGGACAGGAGGAGUUUACCGAGUGGCGCCAGUCCAUGGAACAUCAGUGCGCCCCUCGUCCGCCCGCUGGUCCCGCCAGCACCCGUAUCACGAAUGGCAACAAGAAAUAUUAG